AUGGCAUCCUUCCACGCGGCUGCUCGGUCGGCGCCCUUCGCCAACAACGCGCGCGCGGACCAGCCAGGAGCGAGAUCCGUUGCGAAUCAGGCGACGAGACUCCUCGUAGCCGCCUCGCGCAAGUCGGCUACUAAGUCGCCUCAAACGACUUUUGAGACGUCUCAAAUAGCGGGCCCGUCAAGUGCGAGAUCCGGCGCGGAUCACGCGACGAGACUCCGCGUAGCCGCCUCUCGUAAGUCUGCCAAGUCGCCUGAAACGACUUUUGCGACGUCUCAAAUAGCGGACCCGUCGCGAGCGAGAUCCGGCGCGAAUCCGGCCCUGAAACUCCUCGUAGCCUCUCGUAAGCCGCGUGAGACGUCUUUAAACUCUCGUAAAUCGCCUAAGUCGCCUAAAGCGCAGCGGAGAGCGCGGUGGAGUAGCGAGCCACAGCAGCAGCAGCAGCAGCAGCAGCAGCAGCAGCAGCAGCAGCAGCAGCAGCAGCAGCAGCAGCAGCAAGUCGUGGGGACUUCAAGUCAAAGCUCGCCCGAGCAGGGAAUCAAACCGGUUGUGACGCGCGAGAGGCCAAACCAGCGGCGAAGGAGCGAGCAGCAGCAUCUUCAAGAUGAGCUGCGGAGUUUUUCGGACAGACGAGUGAGCCUACAGAUGUGUCAUGUGCAUCCGAUAGGUGUGGGUUCCAGAGGUCUCGGAUCGUCAUUGCACCUCAUGUGGGCGAAGGAGGCACGGCGGCUGACGCGCGAGGAGGAGAUUAAGUACGUCCGGGCCGUGCAGGAUCUGCUGAGAUUAAGGAGGUCGCGAGAGCGGUGCAGUGCGGUCGAGUGGCGUUCGUUUCAGGAUUCCCAGCACGCGACCUUGCCUGCAGAGACGGCCACUGAGAAGAAAAGGAGGGGGGAGAGGGGGACGGAUGAGUGGGGGACGGAGGGGAGGGGGAGAGAGGAGUAUGAGAGGGAGAGGAUGGAGAGGGAGGGGAUGGUGAAGGAGGAGUGGGAGACGGAGAAGAGGGGGAGGGAGGGGAUGGGGAAGCUGCUGGGUGCGAAUGGUGGGAUGGUUAAGGCUCUGGCUCGGAGAUAUGCGAGCAGGGGAGUGACUAUGGGGAACUUGAUCGUGUCUUUGUCGCUUCCAUACAUUCUGUUGCUAUGUUCACGCUUUGUCUCGUCCCUGCAACAGGCGGGAUACGGGGGGCUUAUAAAGGGUAUAGAGAGAUUCGAUCCUGGCCGUGGAUUACGGCUCUCCACGUACUGCUAUUGGUGGAUCCGACACAGCAUCAUCCAAUCAUCCGUGGACCAAUCGUCCAUAAUCAAGCUCCCUGUGAGUGCCACGUGGCACAAGCACAUAGAUACACGUCUCCUUUCCACUCAUUCUUCCUGCCCCUCUCCCCCCUUUCCAUCCCUCGCUCUCCCUUUGCCCUUAUCCUCCCCUCCACCAACUCACGUUCCCAAAAUCUCCUGCUUCCAAUCCCCCUUCUCUUCCCUUCAGGCGCACAUGCACCGUCAGCACAUGCUCGCCCGCCGUCAACGUGCACAGCCAUCCACGUCAGCACUACCAUCCACGUCAGCACCACCGUCCACGUCAGCACAGCCAUCCAUGUCAGCACCGCCGUUCGAGUCAAAGCAGAAGCGCAGACUCACCCCGGGAUCUGUGCGCUCGCCUCGAUCGUUGGAAGCGGACGCGGGGGCAGGGGAGAGCCUUGGGUCCACCAUCCCUGACCCCGCUAUAGAGUGCCUUGAGACUCGCUACAUGCAGCAGGAGGUGCAGGGCGCGUGGAAGCAAGCCAUUCUUGGGCUCUCACCCAAAGAGCGAGCCGUGAUUCAACUCUCCAUUCGCUCUGGAGAGUGGUCCCAUUCAAACUACUCCCUUUUCGCCCUCUCUUCCGGCUCACUUUCCUCUCUUCCAAUACUUAUUCUUCCUCGCCCCACUCCAUGCUCCGAGACUCGCUACAUGCACCAGGAGGUGCAGGGCGCGUUGAAGCGAGCCAUUCUGGGGCUCUCACCCAAAGAGCGAGCCGUGAUUCAACUCUCCAUUCGCUCUGGAGAGUGGUCCCAUUCAAACUACUCCCUUUUCGCCCUCUCUUCCGGCUCACUUUCCUCUCUUCCAAUACUUAUUUCCUCCCAAUCCCCUUCCUCGCCCUCCUCCAGUCCACCAUCCCCGACCCCGCUAUAG
Molecule: messenger RNA, 2157 nt
Organism: Closterium sp. Naga37s-1
Lineage: Eukaryota; Viridiplantae; Streptophyta; Zygnematophyceae; Desmidiales; Closteriaceae
Source: the annotation of a GenBank genome assembly